AUGGAUAAGGAGAAUGCUGCGCCGCUCGUCAAAGUGCGCGGACGUCUCUACGGCGGCACGCCACAGUCGGCAGAUAAAUUGAUCAAGCCUUUCAAGUGUCCCGGGACCAACACGCCGACAAGAGCAUCGGAGAAGCCCACUCGAAAGCGCCGCAAGGUGGACUAUUCUGGAGGCGACGGUAGUGUUGAGGAAGGGGACAAACCGUACACCAACGAGGACCGGCUCGCGCUCUCCACUCGCGACGCCAAUCGUUUUCCGGUGUUCCCGCCCAAGGAYAGGAGCGCGGCCUUUCGGGCGCGGUUCAUAGUGCCUUUCCAGAACAAGGACACGACCUCAUACCAGUCAAAGCGACCACCGCCAUGUUUAGGACUGCGUCGCGGCCUAGCAAUGGUGGCGGGGCCGCUGCACGAUCCAUGUGAUGAGUUCGCCAUUGUUCUCUACGAUCCGACUGUGGAUGGUAAGGAGCCGCCCAAGACAUUGGAAGAUGGCAGCGCAGAUGUACCCGCCAGCACGCCAAAGAUGAACGAGCCCAUUAUGCACAAGAGCUUGGCAGAGAUCCUGGGGAUCAAGAAGGAAGUUGACACCGAGCGUCCCAAGGUACCGGUUGUCAUUGACCCGGUACUUGCAARGGUGCUUCGCCCGCAUCAAGUCGAAGGCGUCAAGUUCAUGUACCGUUGUACGACUGGUCUGAUUGAUGAAAACGCUCAAGGCUGCAUCAUGGCCGAUGAAAUGGGCUUGGGCAAGACGCUACAAUGUAUUGCCCUCAUGUGGACUCUACUCAAACAAUCCCCCGAGGGAAACAAGGGCACGAUCGAAAAGUGCGURAUUGCAUGUCCUUCGAGCUUGGUCCGCAACUGGGCCAAUGAACUCGUCAAGUGGCUGGGUAAGGAUGCACCCAAUGCUUUUGCCGUGGACGGCAAAGAGACGAAGAGCGUAAUAGAGCAGCAGAUGAGAAGCUGGGCCAGUGCGACCGGCCGCGCCGUGACCAGGCCUGUGCUCAUCGUGUCGUACGAGACCUUGCGAAUGUACGUCGACAUCUUGCGCACGCCCAUCGGGCUCAUGCUUUGCGACGAAGGCCAUCGUCUGAAGAAUGGCGAAAGUCAAACGUACGAGGCCUUGAAUCGACUAGAGGUCCGCAAGCGAGUCAUUCUCUCCGGAACGCCCAUCCAGAAUGAUCUUUCCGAAUACUUUGCCCUGCUUUCAUUCGCCAAUCCAGGUUAUCUCGGAACGCGGCUAGAUUUCAGGAAGAAAUUCGAAUUGCCAAUCAUGCGUGGACGUGAUGCAUCUGGAACGGAUGCGGACCAGCUCAAGGGCAACGAAAGAUUGAAAGAGCUUCUCCUGCUGGUGAACAAGUUCAUCAUCCGACGCACCAACGACAUCCUCUCAAAGUACCUGCCGGUAAAGUACGAACACGUUGUGUUCUGCAACCUGGCACCAUUCCAACUCGAUCUAUACAACUACUUCGUCAAGUCACCAGAGAUUCAGAGUUUGCUUCGUGGCAAGGGUAGUCAACCUCUCAAAGCGAUUGGGCUGCUCAAGAAGCUCUGUAAUCAUCCGGAUCUGCUCAAUCUUCCCGAAGACCUGCCAGGUUGCGAAAAGCAUUUCCCGGACGACUAUGUGCCGAAGGAUCUGCGUGGUCGAGACCGAGACAUCAAGCCAUGGUAUUCUGGCAAGAUGCAAGUCCUUGACCGCAUGCUCGCGCGCAUCCGCAAAGAAACCAAUGACAAGAUUGUGCUCAUCUCGAACUAUACACAAACACUAGACGUGUUUGAAAGGCUUUGCAAGAACCGCAACUAUGGCUGUCUGCGUCUGGACGGCACCAUGGUUGUGAACAAACGCCAGAAGUUGGUCGACAAGUUCAACGACCCCGAUGGCAACGAGUUUGUGUUCCUUCUCUCUUCCAAGGCUGGAGGUUGCGGUCUGAACCUGAUCGGCGCCAAUCGCUUGGUCUUGUUUGAUCCUGACUGGAACCCUGCCGCCGAUCAGCAAGCUUUGGCCCGUGUAUGGCGUGAUGGCCAGAAGAAGGACUGCUUCGUCUACCGCUUCAUCGCGACUGGCACAAUCGAGGAAAAGGUCUUUCAGCGGCAGUCACACAAACAGUCGCUCUCAUCUUGUGUUGUCGAUGCCGCGGAAGAUGUCGAGCGUCACUUCACUCUCGACUCCCUACGCGAGCUGUUCCAGUACAGAGCCGGUACAACCAGCGAUACGCAUGAUACAUUCAAGUGCAAGCGAUGCAAGCAGGGGAGGCAGUUCAUCAAAGCACCUGCCAUGCUCUACGGAGACACCAGCACUUGGAAUCACUUCAUCAAUGAGGGCAAGGACGGUCCUCUGUGCAGGAUUGAAGAUCAGUUGUUGAGGCAAGAGAUCGAAGAGAAGGAUGUCAGCGCCGUGUUUCAGUAUAUCAGUCAUUAG
Messenger RNA from Ramularia collo-cygni, 2412 nucleotides. Its product is annotated as probable MUS-25 Rad54 homolog MUS-25. Lineage: Eukaryota; Fungi; Ascomycota; Dothideomycetes; Mycosphaerellales; Mycosphaerellaceae. Gene Ontology annotation, cellular component: nucleus. Gene Ontology annotation, molecular function: ATP binding; ATP-dependent chromatin remodeler activity; hydrolase activity, acting on acid anhydrides. The record is from RefSeq and is a predicted model, not a curated record. The transcript has a single exon. Bases 1 to 2412 code for a protein of 803 amino acids. Gene Ontology annotation, biological process: double-strand break repair via synthesis-dependent strand annealing; reciprocal meiotic recombination.